AUAUUUAUAAAAAGUGACUUUAGCCUAGUGGUUCUAAGAGAAAUUACUAGUGCUAGAGGUGCUGGGUUCGAUUACCCCUGACUGCAUUCAUUUAUCUUGGCUCCAAAUAUAAAAUGGGACAUGUGUCACUCCCAUAACGCACGACUUGAUGACGUGGCUUCGUAUAUAUAGAUUAUCUAUUUUUUUUACAAGGCUCCUUAAAUCUGGGGCAACUUUGGAAUUCAAUAAAUAGCGAAAGGAUAUAUAUAAGGUCUCCAUGUCGUUAUCUUUUUUUUUGUAACUUAAUGUCGUUAUCUUUUGUAAUCAAAACAAACAUUUAACCAACCGAAAAUCAAAAUCCGAAGCUAAAAGCAGAUACACGAUCAGGUAAUCAAACAAAAAAUAGAAGAUAUGAAAAUGGCGUCUUUACUCAGACAAGAAGAAGAAGAAGAACAUCACUGUUCUUUGUCAAGACUCUCCGUCUGUUGUAACUACGACGGCAAUGAUGCCGACGGAGAACCGUCUGAUUCCGACGUAAAGCUUGUCGGCGGAGGAGAGAAGAUGGAGCAGCUUGAGUUUUCAGAUUCCGACCACGGAUCAACGGGUUGUCUGUCGCUUCCGGCGACUCCUCCGAGACUGAGACGGCGGCAGGGAGGAACGGUGAGUUCGCUGGUCUCCGGCGAUAAAGCAUACGCGAGCGAGAACGAAGCGCUAAAGGAAAAACAUGGGAGUAAUAACAAUCAGAGGAGGAGGAGGAGGAGGAGACUGCGACCGGAGUAUCCGCCGUGGGUGGACAGCAUGCGGCGGAGCUACGUUGAUGAACAGAGCGGUUACGGCGGAGGAGUGGUGGUGGUGACGAGGCCUGUGGGAGGAGGAAGGCCGUUAUGUAUGGAUUUAGAGGAAGUUAAAGCUUGUCAGGAUUUAGGAUUUGAGAUUGAACCGGGUCAGGUCUCGUAUACCGGGUCAACGAUGGAUACUAGUAGUGGCGGCAACUCUCCUAUCUCCUCUAACCACCGUAUCUCCAGUCCCGGGGAUGAUCCAAAAGAAGUGAAAGCGAGGCUCAAGGCGUGGGCUCACGCUGUGGCUUUUGUGUCUACUACCCAUCAUCAUCAACCUCCAAAUUCUCUAUGAUCCUCUUACAAUUUUUUUUUUCAUCACAUUAUUUUACACUUGCAUGCAUAAACUUUGUGUUUUAAAGCUCUGUUUUCUGUCUUUGUGUGAUUGACGAUGAGUUUUGGCAAUCGAUAUGGUCUCAUACGCCAAAAGUAUAGAGUUAGAUUCAAGUAUAACUACUAAAGUUUGUGGAUUGAUUUCUCCAGAAUUAUUGUAAUAUCUCAACAAUGUAAAUUAAUAGGAAAUAUUAAGAUUUCUAAAAUUAAA
Molecule: messenger RNA, 1359 nt
Organism: Brassica napus (rape)
Lineage: Eukaryota; Viridiplantae; Streptophyta; Magnoliopsida; Brassicales; Brassicaceae
Exons: 2
Coding region: 391-1110 (239 amino acids)
Source: RefSeq, a predicted model, not a curated record